AAAGCAAAACAAAAAAUAUUAAACAAAACAAAAUACAACUCCCUCAUGAAGGGUUUGAAUCUGAUCUUGGUUUUUCUUCUUCCUAGGAAAAAUCUAAUGGAUACUAAGUUUUCCCCCUCAUGAAAGAUGAAAGUAUACCAUUUCCCAAAAGAGUAAACAGAAGAAACAUGAGAUGUUUGGUGUAUCACACACAUUUCCAUGCACACACAACACUCUGUUUGGACUCUAUCCUAUUUCUAUGACUGUCUCUCAUGUAUAUACAGUCUUUUUUAACAGUCAAAACUCUUAUGAUUUUACAUCACUUCUAUAUAUAUUCUGCAAGUUUUUCUUUGUCCUCUCUUUAUUAUCUUACUUUCUAUCUGUAUAACUAUAUUUGUGUUGAUCUGAUUUUCUUGUUUUGUGUUUUGUUUGGGUACUUCUUUCAUAAGUUUUGCUUUUAAUACAUGUGGUAUUGAUUUGAGUCUUCACUUUUUUUCUUUCACUACCCCAAACUAAACAUAAACCAUAAACAUUACCACCACCUUCUUCUGUUUUCCUUUUCUUUUUCAUCUUUGUUUUCGUUGGUUGACACAGUAAUUUGGACUUGAAAGCACCCAUCUUUUCUUGUCCAUGGAAGAGUGUUAACUUCUUACCUUAUUAACCUGUUCAUCUGUUCUUUUAACUCUCUCUAUAUACAUCUUACUUCUCUUCUUUUUUAUAUAUCUACUCAUUAUCAAGCCUCAAAGAGAGUGAGGGUAGCAAUAUCGGAGCUCAUCUGAACCUUUUUAAGCUUCAGGAGAAAAGGAGUUUAUGAGACUCUUAGGAGGUGAAGUAGUAGGCAGUGAAGUUGGGAAGAAAGCAAUGUGGUUAUAUCCAAAGGUUUUAGGUUUCAAUCCUUCUGAAAGAUGGGGUCACUCAGCUUGUAGCUCUAAUGGAGUUGUUUACAUCUUUGGGGGAUGUUGUGGUGGAUUGCAUUUCAGCGAUGUUCUUACUUUGAAUCUGGAAACAAUGGCUUGGAACACACUCGAAACAACGGGAAAACGACCGGGAACAAGAGACAGCCAUAGUGCCGUACUUGUGGGGCAUCAGAUGAUUGUUUUUGGUGGUACAAAUGGUUCCAAAAAAGUAAAUGAUCUUCACAUACUGGAUCUUAAAACAAACGAAUGGAGCAUUCCUAAUUGUGAAGGGAUUCCUCCGUCCCCACGUGAAAGUCACACUGCUACUGUUGUUGGCGAUGAUAAACUAGUCAUAUUUGGUGGCAGUGGAGAAGGAGAAUCAAAUUACCUGAACGAUUCACACGUUUUAGACCUUAAAACCAUGAAAUGGAUUCCUUUGAAGAUUAAGGGUGGGCUUCCUGCUCCAAGAGAUAGUCAUAUCGCGGUUGCAAUCCAUAACAAACUUCUUGUAUAUGGGGGUGACUGUGGUGAUCGAUAUCACGGUGAGGUUGAUGUUCUCGACAUGGACACGAUGACUUGGUCUAAGUUGUCUGUUCAAGGAAGUUCACCUGGUGUUAGGGCAGGUCAUGCAUCUGUAAAUAUCGGUACCAAGGUUUAUGUCAUUGGCGGUGUAGGAGAUAAGCAUUACUACAAUGAUGUUUGGAUCCUCGACGUGAACACUUGUUCAUGGACCCAACUUGACACGCGAGGUCAUAAACCACAAGGUCGAUUUUCUCAUACAGCUGUGCUUACAGAUUCAGAUAUUGCUAUAUAUGGCGGCUGUGGUGAGGACGAGCGUCCAUUAAAUGAGUUAAUCAUCUUGCAGCUCGGAUCCGAGCACCCCAAUGGCCGUUACAACAUUUCUUUAUGUAAGAUUUUUGGUAGUCAUUGGAACCAUGAGAAAAGAAGGUUUCCACAAGGAGCAGAGACUGAAUUGGUCUAUGUGAAUAAAGGAGAGCAACAUAAGAGAGCUAGUGAAACCGAACCAAAGCAAGCUGUGUUGCGCAACUCAGAUGUUGUACACGCAAAGAAACGGAAAACAAGUGAUUCUAAGCCAUGCGAAGUGGAAUCCGAACAAGAAGAACACUCCCUUUCAUUGUCGCAGCAUUCAUCUCCUUCCCAAUCUGACCAAGAGCAGACACCGAUUAAAGCAACACCUCGUCCAUUAUGUUUGUUGAAGCAACGUUUUCAGAAUCCAAAUGUAAACAAUGUCGUAGAGACUCAACCGGAUCAGAUUAGUAGCAUUCGAAGAAGCCCACAAGAUUUUCAUUUCGUGUCUGGAGAAAAUCCUAGACACCCCCCAAAGCAAGAACAGUUUCUACAUAUGAACGUAGGCCGGCCAGAAGGACAAUUUUCCAUGGAACGCAAACCAAUUGAAGCUAUGCCAGUGCAUUCCUUGAUUGGUGCUGAUGUUCGAGGUAAAGUGGAUGGAGCAUUCGAUUCAGGAUUCCUAAUGACUGCAAAUGUUAACGGCAAGAUCCUUAGAGGAAUCUUAUUUGCUCCUGGAAACGGGUUUGUAUCAAGGGGUGUUGUUCUUUCUUCAAGUUCACCAGCUUUAGGUAAUUCAGUUCCCGUCAUUCAGCCAUACACAAAUCCGAAUGUCAGACCGUGUCAACAACCAAUGGCAUUUGGAAUGCCGGAAUCAGGUCAUCAUCAUCAUCUCGGAAGAACCCAAGCAACUUCAGUAGUUAGAAGAACUCCUUCAUCAAACCGUUCUUCGGGUAUCCGAAAUGACCUUAAAGAUGUAGUUUUAACGCUAGGAGGUCCAGGAAGCCUGUAACAACUAACAAGACUCUAAACAUAAUGUGUCCUGGUUUUGUAAAUCUUGAAUAGUUACUAGUAGUAUUAGUUAGGAUUAAUCGAGCUUGGAUCAAUGUUUGUUCACAAACAUUCUUUUAUCAAUCAUUUCCAGUUUUAAUUGUGUCU
Molecule: messenger RNA, 2840 nt
Organism: Papaver somniferum (opium poppy)
Lineage: Eukaryota; Viridiplantae; Streptophyta; Magnoliopsida; Ranunculales; Papaveraceae
Product: rab9 effector protein with kelch motifs-like
Exons: 9
Coding region: 790-2694 (634 amino acids)
Molecular function (GO): protein binding
Source: RefSeq, a predicted model, not a curated record